ACACUCCUCCAGACUCAUUACAUUCAGCGGCACAGUCAGAGGAGACGGAAGAGGACUUGAGGAAAGGGAUGAGAGACAAUAAAGUGCCCUUGUUCCUCUCUCAUAGAAGCUCACAGGGUUUGGGUCAUUUAGGGGAACUGGAGGAGGUAAUAGACAGAAGAAGAGAAGUUGUGGACUUCAUGACUAAGGAUUUCCCUGUGACUGUUGAUCGCUCUCCCUCUCUCUUUCUCUGUGGCAAUUGGUCACGAGUGGCGGCGCUGUCAGCCAACACAGUCUCUAGUAUAAGAGCCACGCUUCAACAUGAAGGCUCUGUAUUCUGUUAGGACGGCACUUGGGUUUGGACUUACUUGAGGAUUGUGUAUCUGUGACGAAUAGGACAAGAUAAUCAUUGACCGGCCUGUCUACCACAUGCAUAUAAGUUUUUCAGCCCACUCAUAGGCAGGCACCCAGUCAUGUAGAGAGCAGCGCGUGGAGGACACCCAGAUCACUUUCAGCACUUUCUACACAAAGAGACACCCCACCACUCUUCGGGCUGGACUGCGCGGCGACAGCAGCCCGCCCCCCGCGUCCCCCAGACAUGUCGUCACGCAUCGGCCUGCGCCUGCAGCUCAUGCGGGACCAAAUGCAGCAGGAGGAGCAGCGGGAGCGGCAGCAACAACAGGCAGCAUCCAUGCAUUACAUGCAGCAUCGCAUGCCCGGCCCACCUGCACCCUCGUCAGCCAUCAGUGCACCAACUCACUUCCAGGCGCCCAUGCAGGUGCCUGUUGAAGUGCUAAAAGUGCAGACCCAUCUUGAGAACCCCACAGACUACCACAUUCGACAGUCUCAACGGCAGCAAGUCAAGGAGUACCUGUCUACCACAUAUGCCACCAAGCAGACUGUACACGCUGUCACAAGCUUGGUACAGCCCUCUCCACCCACCAUGGCCCAGGGUCAGACAGGAACCAUCCCACCAGCCAUGCCCUCUCCUUGCAUGCGCACUGAGCAGCUCAUGAACUCCGCUGGGAACAGUGCGCCCAACAGUCCCAUGGCCAUGCUCAACAUCGGCUCCAGCCAUGAGAACGAGAUGGAUGAGGUUAUUGAUGACAUCAUCAGCCUGCAGUCCAGUUAUGAUGACAUCCAGGCUUAUAUUGACCCCGUGGUCCAGAUGCCAAACACACUCCCGCUAUCCAGCAGCCAUUUGGAUGUGUACACGGGGCCAGGUAUGUCUGGAUCAGCUAUCGCCAUGACCAGCAACUCCUGCCCUGCAAAUCUUGCCAUAAAGAGAGAACUGUCAGCUCGGGCAAUGGCUAAAGAGAGGCAGAAGAAAGACAACCACAACCUGAUUGAAAGAAGGAGAAGGUUUAACAUCAAUGAUCGAAUUAAGGAGCUGGGCACCAUGAUUCCCAAAACCAAUGACCUGGAUGUGCGCUGGAAUAAAGGCACUAUUCUGAGGGCCUCUGUGGAGUAUAUUAAACGAAUGCAGAAGGACAUCCAGAGAACCAGAGAGGUGGAGAACAACUUCAGGAGGAUGGAGAUGGCCAACAAACAGCUGUGGCUUCGCAUUCAGGAGCUUGAAAGGCAGGCCCGAAUGCACGGCCUCCCCAGCACCUCUCCAUCCGGCCUGAACAACACUGACGUUCUAAACCCCUUCGUCAAGCAGGAGAACAGCCCUGAAGAGAACCACCUCCCGCAUCAGCCCCAUCUCCCUCCUCACUACCCCCAGCAUCAGCAGCACAUGGGUCAGCAGCAGUCCCUGCCCCACCCUCAACUCCACCAGCACCAGCACCAGCACCUCCACCCCCAGCCCCCACUGCAGUACCCAGCAGUGGGCAGCUCCCAGCACUUUGACUAUGCCCAGUCGCUGGACUUGUGCGACGGCGGCAUCCCGGGAUAUCAGGAUGGCAUGGGGGACCUCAGCUCAUUGGGCGGAGGCGUCGCACCUAUGGGAAAGAAGAGCGAGCUAGGAUUCUUGCUGAUGGAAGAGGCCCUGUCGCCGCUGGGAGGAGACCCGCUGCUGUCCGCCAUGUCCCCCGAGGCUUCUGUUGACAGCAGCCGCCGUAGCAGCUUCAGCAUUGAGGACUCAGACAUACUGUGACCUGGACAGCCUUGGGUGUCACUGCUCCACAUUCAUAUGAUGCGACAUGUACACACACACAGAUAUCGCAUUUAGUCUGGCACACUGUUAACGGGGAAAGGUACGAUUUUGCCACCGUGAAAUUAAAGUUUAGCUACUUUUUUAUUUUUUUAAUCUGACAUGCAAAAUUUUUGCUCCAGAAUUGUUGAUACAUGCAAUAUAGACUAACUAAACAGAGAGAACUGAUAUGCUUGAAUUCUGUCACCCAGAAUUGGCCUAUAUUGAAACUUUUGUACAAAGAUAUGUGCUCAGAUACAUAUAGAUUGCCUUGAAGGCUGUGAAAAAGUGCUGUUUUGAGUCUGAACUUUUACACUCCGUGCCAUAUAACAGUAUAUCUUUUUAAAAAAGUCUAAAAAAAAAUUUAAAUAUGCCUUUUAGAUAUACAUAUUCGCCCUAGAAUUGUAACAGUCCAAACCACACACUCACAUUCUCUAUCUUUAGAAUUACAUAUUUUUAGCUUUGACAUGCGUCAGUCUUUUCCCACAUGUGAGACUCUCACACACACUUAAUGUCCUCUAAAUCCAGACAGAAAUGAUUAUUUGAGCAUUUUUAUUAUUAUUAUUAUUAUUUAUUUUGAAUUAUACCACCACACCUGAGCUCUUAAACACAGUGCCUGCUGUAUCAGAGCAAUAUGCAAGGGCAGCUUAUCCUCAGACAGUUUAUCAAAAAGCAGGAAGGACAGGGUUCCCACAGCCAUGGAAAAGCCGGAAAUAUCAAGGAAUUGUGAUUUCCAAAUUUAGAUUAAUAUAUUAAUACAAUCUUGAGACUUUGAGUGAAUUUGAUUUUGUUAUUCGGUUAAAUGAGUUAGCCAAACGGAUUCACAAAAAACAGUCUGAAUGAUUCAUUUGUGAAUCAGUCUGAAUUUGAAUGAUUCUUAAAAGUCCUUUUCCACCAGUCACAAACAGGUUCACAAAAGAGACUGAAUGAUUCAUUAGCGAAUCAGUCUGAAUCUGAAUGACUGUUAAAAGUUACACUGAAACUUAAAAGGUCCUGGAAAAUUCAUUGGUUAAAGUGUGUGGGAACUCUGGAAAGGCUCUGUAAUGUCCAAUGCAGAGAAAUGCAAGACGAAAAAAAAGAACAGCAGCAUGUUUUCAUUGACCAGGACAGGUCAUACUCUCCAAUAUGGAGAGACUUGGAAAUAAAGCAGGGGUGUCCAACUCUGUCUUGUCACACACCUCUGCCUCAACACACCUGCCUGAAAGCUUCUAGUAUGCCUGGUAAGACCUUGAUUUUCAGGUGUGUUUAAUUGAGGUUGGAGCUAAAAUCUGCAGGACAGUAGCCCUCCAGGAGCAAGAUUGGACACCCCUGUAAUAAAGGUAUCAAAAGAAACCUUCCAUAUUGCCUUUUAGCAUUAGUUUUACACAGCUUUUUAUAUAUAUAUAUAUAUAUAUAUAUAUAUAUAUAUAUAUAUAUAUAUAUAUAUAUAUAUAUAGCUGCUUUUGUCAUUGUUGAGGACGAAACAAUGACAACAGGCUUCUGUUUGCAUAACAGGCCAGACCAGGUGCUAGUGUGACAGUACGUUCAGUGGACAGUUCAGCUGAAUACAACAUAAAUGAACUAGUUAGUCGUGCUGCCACACACUCCUAGUAAAGUGCCUUAAAGCCAAGGCUUCACACUCAAGAAGCACACACUCAAAUGCCCUCUUAUAUUGGCAUGCUGUAAAAUAAAGCCAACAGCUGUGAGCGCCGUUUGUCCAACUGAAGUUCAUACAGCCCAAGGUGCCUUUCAGGGAACCUGGAUCAACAUGAAAUUUGAUCCAGCUUUUGAGCUGUACACUGAAGGAAGUUUAAUAUAUAGAAAAGGUACAUGUAUUAUUAUAGUUUUUUUUUUUUUCUUUUUUUUUUCCCAAAGCACUGGAAAAACUAUUUUAAUUUUAUUGAUAUUAUAAAGAUUUUAUGAAGUGAGUUUUAUUUCAAAUGUUUUAUGCCACUAAGCCAUUUAAAUGUAAUUUAUCUGUCAUUUUUUUAUUUUAUUUUUUUCUAUAUCACUGCCGAGCCAUUGAAAUAUAAAAAUAUUUCUGCCAUUAUAUUAUACAAAUGGCAAGUGCAGAGCCAUAUUAUAUUUUUCUUUUCUUUUUUUUCUUUUUUUUUUUUUUGUGUGUGUACAGAAUCGUUAAAACAUAUUAGGCUUUUAAGAGAUUUAAAGAACAAUGUGUAAUGUUGUUUUUAUAUUGAUUUUAUUCCUUUUUUAAGAAAAAGACAGUUGAGGAAAAGUGAUACUGUUGAGUAGUGAUUCAUUGUUUUCAUUCAAUUUUAAUUAAAACUUUGAGAAUGUGAAUUUUAUGUAUUGUACAGAUAAACUAAGGUGGCUUGUAAACUGCCUGUGUUGAACAUGAGCUUUAAUAGAACCUAUGCGCUGUCCUCAGAAACAGUAUGAUGCACCUCCAGUGUCUUAUUAACCACCUCUCCCUGUUUUAUUGCUUUAUUGUUUUAAAGGUACAGUUCAUAGGUGCUGAAAUGGCACCAUUCAAACCUCAUGAAUUAGUAUUGAAAAUACUGGAGAGACACUUUUUGUGAUAGUGUAUUUUCUGCAUUAUUAUUGCAGGUGUAUGACUAACUGCCUGGAUCAUACACCGAAUUCAGCCAAGUUUAAACCAGCCAACAACUCUUAUUGUGAGUUGGUUACUCUAUGCAAAUCUUUGACUUGGUUAGCUAUAAUAGGCGUAGCGUAGCAAAAUAAGCAAGGGCAUUUUGGAUAGCAUAGCAGGAAGGGGCUUCUAAUUUUGCUUGUGUGACUUUUUAUUUUAUUUUAUUUUUUUAGCCAUGCACCAAGAAUGAAAAGGUUUGCCAUUUAAGAAUGAAGAUAAAUCACUUGAAGUAAAGAGUGUGCUUUGGUAAAAUAUCUUGAUGAUUAAAAAAAGAAAAGAAAAAAAAAAAACACUUUGGCAUUUCAUUAUACAGCAUGCUGAAAGACAAUACAAGCAGAAUGUGUCUCAAGUUUUUACCAAAACCCUCUGAAGGCCUUGAGAAUGUUUCAGUACUGUGGAUGUGUCAUGUUUAUGGGAUUUGCUUUUUCAUAAUUCUCUGGAAGUAAAUGACACCUCACAUUAAAUGUAUUUAAGUUGAUGGUA
Molecule: messenger RNA, 5186 nt
Organism: Megalobrama amblycephala (Wuchang bream)
Lineage: Eukaryota; Metazoa; Chordata; Actinopteri; Cypriniformes; Xenocyprididae
Gene: tfeb
Product: transcription factor EB
Exons: 10
Coding region: 578-2077 (499 amino acids)
Biological process (GO): regulation of transcription by RNA polymerase II; humoral immune response; positive regulation of DNA-templated transcription
Cellular component (GO): nucleus
Molecular function (GO): RNA polymerase II cis-regulatory region sequence-specific DNA binding; DNA-binding transcription factor activity, RNA polymerase II-specific; protein dimerization activity
Source: RefSeq, a predicted model, not a curated record